Molecule: messenger RNA, 3242 nt
Organism: Oryza sativa Japonica Group (Japanese rice)
Lineage: Eukaryota; Viridiplantae; Streptophyta; Magnoliopsida; Poales; Poaceae
Biological process (GO): protein phosphorylation
Molecular function (GO): protein kinase activity; ATP binding
Source: RefSeq, a predicted model, not a curated record
GAGCGUGUGGCCAGGCAUCUUCUCCUUCACGCUUUCGCUGUACCACCACCACCGCUGCUAGUGCUCGCGCGCUCUCCUGCUGCUGCUAGAAGCUUCUGGAAUCUGGAGCCGAGCCGAUGCCAUGGCGGCGCUCGUGCGGCCCGCCGUGCUGCCCGUCUGCGCCAUGACGGGCGGCGGCGGUAACGACAAGCGGUCGCCGCCGCAGCAGCGGUCGUGGUGGGGCGGGAACAAGCAGAGAUUGCCGCACCAGCCGCGGCGGCAGCCGGGCGGGAAUGGUGGCCGAGGAGGAGGAGGAGGGGCGCUGGACCAGGUGCUCGGAGUGCUCCGCCGCGACGGCGAGUUCCUCCAGGCGGCAGCCGGCGCCCCCCUCCGCGACAUCUUCUGGCUCCGCUUCCUCGAGAAGAAGAAGCAGCAGCGGCGGCGGAAGCAACCAAAACCUAAACCCAAACCUCCGGAGCAGCAGCAGCAGCAAGAGGAAGCGGCGGCGGCUAUCCAAGCCCCAUCCUUCCCACCUCCCUCCUACCAGCCAGGAUUAUCAUGCCUGGAUCUUAUGACUGCUGAUUUCGAAGCCCUGAAGCUGUAUAUCGGCUACUCGAAGCAUGCAAUCGAGCAGCAAUUUCUCAAAGGCAAGCGGCAACCUCAGCAUCAGCAAACUCCUAAACCAAAACUCCAGCAACAGCAGCAGCAGCAGAAGAAGAAGCAGCAGCAACAAGAGCAGCAGAAUCAGACACUUCAACCUCCGGCCUUCCCUCCCCCAUCGUACCCUCCAGGGCUGUCUUGUAUGGAGCUGAUGAUGGCUGAUAUCGAAGCUCUCAAGUUGUACAUCAACUACUAUGUAGCCAUUCUCACCACUCCUCUACCCCAGCAUUACGAUCCGGAGAUACUGUCCCGUUACUUCACCUCGCGUCCUCAUAUUCUCGCAUUUCGCACCAUUCAGAUAAUCUUCGCAUUUGUCUCGGCUGCAGUAAAGAUGCAAAUUUCUAAAAGAACAAACUUGAUCACAGAUGCCACCUACAGCUGUAAUAGCACCGGAAGCAAAGGUUUCAAUGCUUCACAAUACAUGGUUGGCCAGCUUCUCAAAGAGACAUUUCUAGAUCUUGGGCCUACUUUUGUUAAAGUUGGACAGUCCCUCUCAACAAGGCCUGAUAUCACAGGCUCGGAGAUUUCUGAGGCACUCGCCGAGUUACAUGAAAAGGUUCCUCCCUUCCCGAGAAAAGAUGCAAUGAAGAUUAUUGAGGGAGAAUUUGAGCUCCCUGUAUCACACAUUUUCAGUUACAUUUCUGAUGAGCCUGUUGCUGCAGCUUCCUUUGGACAGGUUUAUCAGGGACGUACAGUUGAUGGUGCUCUUGUGGCCAUAAAGGUUCAACGGCCUAACCUUCUUCCUUCAGUAUUGAGGGACAUUUAUAUUCUACGGCUUGGGCUUUCUUUUGUGAGGAAGGUAGCAAAGAGGAAAAGCAACAUUGCCCUCUAUGCUGAUGAGUUGGGUAAAGGUUUGGUUGGCGAGUUGGACUACAAUAUUGAAGCUGCUAAUGCUACCAAAUUCCUGGAAUAUCAUUCCAGAUAUUCAUUUAUGCUGGUUCCAAAGGUUCUCAAGCAACUUACGAGGAGAAGAGUUUUGACAAUGGAGUGGGUAUCUGGUGAAAAUCCCACAGAUUUGCUUUCCUUAUCUAAAGGAAUUUCAUCAGAAAUUGCUGAAUCGUCAGAGAAGCAGAAGAUCGAAGCAACAGCCCGUCUUCUUGACCUGGUCAACAAAGGUGUCGAAGCAUCAUUAGUGCAGCUCCUCGAGACUGGUUUGUUGCAUGCUGAUCCUCAUCCUGGGAAUUUGCGUUAUACACCUGAAGGUCGUGUCGGGUUUCUUGAUUUUGGUUUGCUUUGUAUGAUGGAGAAGAAACAUCAGCAUGCUAUGCUUGCAAGUAUCGUUCACAUAGUAAAUGGAGAUUGGGCUUCUCUUGUUUAUGAUUUGACUGCAAUGGAUGUUGUUCCACCAAGAACUAAUCUACGCCGAGUGACAAUGGACUUGGAGGAUGCGUUGGGUGAGGUGACCUUUGAAGAUGGAAUUCCAGAUAUCAAGUUUAGCAGGGUGCUUGGAAAAAUAUGGUCUGUGGCAUUUAAAUACCACUUCCGUAUGCCGCCGUACUACACGCUCGUCCUGAGGUCACUUGCCUCUUUGGAAGGGCUGGCCAUUGCAGCAGAUGGAACUUUUAAAACAUUUCAAGCAGCAUAUCCAUAUGUUGUGCGGAAGCUUCUAUCGGAUAAUUCAGUUGCAACAAGGAGACUCUUGCAUCAGGCUAUUUUCAACAAAAGGAAAGAGUUUCAGUGGAACAAGAUUACAGUAUUUCUAAAAUUAGCAUCAGCAAGGGGUAACUUCAGGUAUAAUACUGGCGUUUUGCCUGAGAGGAAGGGUUUGGAUGUUGCAAAACUUGUAGAGAUCAGUGAUGCAUCUUCUUCACUCCAUCUUAACCGUGCUACACCAGAAAGAGCACUACAUACUGCAAAUCUGUGCUUGCGGCUUUUACUAUCGAAGGAGAGCAUUGUGAUAAGGAGACUUGUAAUGACAGCGAACGCGAAGUCACUUGCUCGUGACCUGAUCUCCAAAGAUGCAUCGAUUUACCGGGUGCUCUUAAGUCGGGUACUUGCCGAUGUCAUCUUCCAGUGGAUGGUGAAGGCAACUGGUUUUAAACGAGCCGGACAGCUCGAGCCUCACCCACGCGUGACAGCAGGAAAGAACGAUGAAGACCUGGGGCUGUCCAAAGAAGCACCAGCCUUGGUGACAUUCCAGACAGCAGUAAGAGAUCGCAGGCUGAAGGUGAUAUUCUCCAAGUUCGUCAGGGACAUAAGAGAGGACCCCAUCCUGAUGGUCAGAGUGAGCUGGAACAUGUUUGCUAUCUCGGUGGUCUCCGCUGCAAUUGGCGUUCACCGUUUCAUCGUCGUCUUGUCGGAGGAAUUUCUGUCUACAUUACCACCGCCUGUGCCUCCGCCGCGGCUAGUUCAGAUUCAGAGCAUAUGAAGAGCAGCAACUAUGCCUUGGUGCAUGAAGUAACUUUUUUACUGGGUAUCCCGUAGCUGUAUAUAAACGUUUUCAGGAGCAGAAUCAGCCAUCCUGUAGCUGACAGUAGCUCGAUCAGAGUUCUCCAUGGCUAGUUCUCCGUAAAUUUGUCUUCUACUAUUACAGGCUUCCUUUGAAAAGGGAAUUUUGUGGGAAUUAAACUGAUUUUUGUGAAAGUACUGUAAAAUUCUUGUCA